This is a messenger RNA of Drosophila virilis, 875 nucleotides long. The record is from RefSeq and is a predicted model, not a curated record. Lineage: Eukaryota; Metazoa; Arthropoda; Insecta; Diptera; Drosophilidae.
GUUGACUUCUUUGGUAAACUCUGAAAAUAGAGAGCAAACAAAAUGUACAUUAUUCUAAUCGCGCUUCUAAUUUCUGAGGCAGCUCUUAUAGGCAGCAGUUCGUCCUGUGAGGAGCCGAGUGAAUUGGAAAAUACUUGUGGCAAAUAUUGUUUCAAAAUAGUGAAACCUGUGCUGGAACAGACGGCCAUAUUGCAGAAACAGGUCGCUAGCCACGAAGACAGACAGAAUGCAGAUACUCAAGCCAAGUUGGAAGACUUUGGCAAGCAGCUGACACUUUCACAUGAAAAGGUUGCUGAUGUCCAACCAAAAUUUAUAAAGAUUGAGGAACAAUUGGUAGGCCUGCAGUCGAAGUUCGAUGACAUCCAAACUAAGUACAACAAUAUUACGAGUCAGCUUUUGGUACUACAAGAGAAGGUUGCUCAACAGGAAGGAAAGUUGCAAGUGAUCGAAAGGAAACGAAAAGAUCAUCCCAGCCAUUUCACGAAAAUAGGUUCGAAAUAUUAUUAUAUUGAAGAUCGACACAAGAUGAGCUGGUUCGCUGCGGCAUACGAAUGCCAACAACGUGGUGGUCACCUGGCUAGCAUCCAAAAUGAAAGAGAGUACGGAGCAAUAAAAGCCAAAUUAAACCACAAUCAUAAUUAUUGGCUUGACGUCAAUGAUCUCUAUAAAGAAGGACUAUAUAUAUCACUUACCACCGGUCGCAAGGCUCCCUAUUUGAUCUGGUAUGUUGCCCAACCAGACAAUAAAGGUAAGAGGGAGCAUUGCGUUCAUUUAUGGAACAUUGAUAAAAGUCUUAAGAUGAAUGAUGAAAUUUGUACACAUGAUAUGUAUUUUAUAUGUGAGUCGUUAUCAGUAAUCUGAUCUGAUAAUAAGAA